AUGCAAUCCUUAACUUCACCAUCUCGUACAUUUUAUUCUAGUCCAGAUUUGGCUGCAAGACAUUUAGCAUCAAAUCCUAAAUUAUAUCCAGUUUCACAGCCUUUGACUCAAUUUACUCCAUCUAAUUCAUCACCCAUCAAUCUUUCAAAUCAAUCACAAGAUUUACAAAACGAAUCAAAUCAUCGACCGAGUUCAGAUCAACUUCAAUCAAAACUUCGAAUCAAUCCUACCAGAUCAUCACCUUUAUCUGAUACGAUUAGUUCUUAUCAAGCUUGGAUCUCACCUACUCCAGUGGAAUCUGAGGUAGAUCAAAUCGUACCACCUGGUACAGCUAUCACUACUACCACUAAUUCACCUAGAGCCUCACCUCGGAAUCCAAGAGAAUCAAUGGAACAAAUCUCCAAUCGAGUCAAUGUGAAUCAUGCUUUUCCAUCUGUUUCACCACCUCGUCAUCAACUUAAACCUUCUUUUACUCCUCAUAAAGAGAUGGGUAAACCACCUGCGGUGAUCUUGAGAAGAAGACCUCUUUUCAGUGCACCUUCUCGUCCUGAUUCAGCUAAUCUUGAUUCAUCUCAAACUCGACCGAUCUCAUCUACAGUUGGUUCGUUUGUUUCAAGUUCGUUUGAAACGUUUUUACCCAACUUUCCAGACCCACCUAGAUCUUCCAUGACCAGUCAUCGAAAUGAGAUACCUUCUAGUACUGCUGUACAAAGAACUUCUUUGAUAAGUAUUGCAGGAAAUCCGAAUUCGAGUAACGUUAUUCCAACUGAACCUGUUUUAACUGAACCUGAGGAAUUUGAUUCACCUACUUCAUAUCCAACUGCUUCAUUAUCACCACCUACUUCAUUAGACUUAAAACCAUUACCGAUCAUCCCAUCUAGUAAAUCAUUUAAAGCUCAUUUGAUAUCCGAUUUACCAAAGUUAACAACCGAUCCGAACCCGAUGAUCGUUUCAUUGAAUGUGGGAGGUCAAAUCUUUAUGACUUUAUUGGAGAAUGUGGUUUCGACUCCGAGUUAUUUAAAUGAUUUCUUGAUUCAAAGAUUAGGUUUGAAUUCACCUGAAAUCAAAUCUAGUGAUCAUAGUCAAUGGAGUCUUAAUUCUGAACAUCAUGGUCCUACUACCACUACUAUUACUAGAAAUGAAAAAGUGAAUAAAUUAAAUCAAAUUGAAAUCUUUCUUGAUAGAGAUCCAUGUAAUUAUACUAAGAUUUUGAAUUUUUGGAGGUUUAAAUCGAUUGAAAAGUUACGGUUUAGUGAAGAUGAAUCGGAUUUGAUUGAAGAAGCUAAUUGGAUUGGAUUAGUUGAAUUGGUUUCAUUGAUGAAAUCUAAUAAAUUAGAAGAAUGA
This is a messenger RNA of Melampsora larici-populina 98AG31, 1344 nucleotides long. RefSeq lists its product as uncharacterized. The transcript has 2 exons. Gene Ontology annotation, biological process: protein homooligomerization. Lineage: Eukaryota; Fungi; Basidiomycota; Pucciniomycetes; Pucciniales; Melampsoraceae. The coding region runs from base 1 to 1344 and encodes 447 amino acids. The record is from RefSeq and is a predicted model, not a curated record.